This is a messenger RNA of Zychaea mexicana, 751 nucleotides long. RefSeq names its product 60S ribosomal protein L16. The record is from RefSeq and is a predicted model, not a curated record. The coding region runs from base 39 to 650 and encodes 203 amino acids. Gene Ontology annotation, biological process: negative regulation of translation; translation. Gene Ontology annotation, cellular component: cytosolic large ribosomal subunit; ribosome. Gene Ontology annotation, molecular function: mRNA binding; structural constituent of ribosome. Lineage: Eukaryota; Fungi; Mucoromycota; Mucoromycetes; Mucorales; Lichtheimiaceae. The transcript has 3 exons.
GUUCUUUCUCUCUCUUUUCCGGACUCGAGACUUUCAGCAUGAGCACUUUUGAAAAGGUGGUUGUCAUUGACGGUAAGGGUCACCUCCUCGGUCGUCUCUCCUCUAUUAUUUCCAAGCAGGCUUUGAGCGGCCAAAAGGUCGUUGUUGUUCGUUGUGAAGAAUUGAACGUCUCUGGCGAGUUCUUCCGUAACAAGCUCAAGUACCACGCCUACCUCCACAAGCAGAACCGUGUCAACCCUCGCAAGGGUGGUCCCUUCCACUUCCGCGCCCCCUCGCGUAUUUUGUACAAGGCCAUCCGUGGUAUGAUUCCCCACAAGACUGCCCGUGGUGCUGCUGCCCUUGAGCGCAUCAAGCUGUUCGAGGGUGUCCCCCCACCCUACGACAAGGUCAAGCGCAUGGUCAUCCCCGAUGCCCUCCGUGUCCAGCGCUUGAAGCCUGGCCGCAAGUACACCUCGCUUGGCCGCAUCUCGCAGGAAUACGGCUGGAAGUACCAAGAUGUCGUUGCUAAGCUCGAAGAGAAGCGCAAGGCCAAGUCUGCUGCUUACUACCAGCGCAAGACUGCUUUGGCUGCUGUUGAGAAGAAGGCCGUUGCUUCCAAGGCUGAUGCCGUCAAGGAUAUCAACGCUUCGCUUGCUGCCCUUGGUCACUAAUUCUUCCUUAUUCUUAUAAAAUAUAAAAAAGUCAUUUGUAAAUCCACUGCCAGAAAAAGAAAGUUUCUUUUGGUUUUCUUGGAAAUUGGAAGGGAGCGAAU